UUCUUUCUGUGUCUCUGCUCUGGUGGACACAUGCUAAGCUAAUGCUAACAGGGGGAGCCGGCGGACCGACGUGAAGCUGCUAGUUGUUUCUGUCUGUAUUUAAACUGAACGUAGUUUCUUAAGGCAGAGUCAAAAACAAAAUCGGUGAAACUUAUCGAAUAAAAACAUACUCGGUGUCGGCAGGUGCAGAGCAGCUGAGCCAGGCUAAGACCAGGGAAGUUCUGGACGGUUCUGUUAGCUGAAGCUAAGCUAGCCGAGGUUCUGUGAACAGGUGAAACACCUGGGCAAAGACACAGGAAGUUUGGUCCGUCUCCCGUAACAAUCAGUAACAGAUCGAUCAGUGGCUACCGUUACUGGACUCACGUCAUUAAUGUUAAAUGUGACUGUGAGCCAAUCAGAGAGCCCCAUCCGGCGCGAUAUUUGUUCUUAACCGUCCCCUUUAAUAAAGACAAACUUUAUUUAUACAUCGCUUUACAAAGUGACGUUUGAUCCGAUAUGUGUCUCCUGUUCACCGACAACGGGCGUUCCAACCUGUGAGGCGGACUUGGAGGGCCCCCUCCUGCCAGCUGGAUCCGUCUGUUACUGACAGUUCAGUAAGAAGAUGUUGUCUAUGAAGCGCAAGCGUCCGACUGCGGCAGCUCCAGGGGAGGGCCGGCUCUCAUCAUGGAGAAUGGACAGAGCACCACCACCACCAAGCUGGGCCUGCCACCACUCACCCCCAACCAGCAGGAGGCACUGCAGAAGGCAAAGAAGUACGCCAUGGAGCAGAGCAUCAAGAGCGUUCUGGUCAAACAGACUCUGGCUCAGCAGCAGCAGCUCACCAGCCUGCAGAUGGCGUCUCUGUCGAUGGGUCUGGGCGACGCCCUGUCUCCUCUCCAGUCAGUUGCAGCUCAGCGGCAGAGAGCUCUGGCCAUCAUGUGUCGAGUUUACGUGGGCUCCAUCUACUACGAGCUGGGAGAGGACACCAUCCGACAGGCCUUUGCUCCGUUUGGACCAAUCAAAAGCAUCGACAUGUCCUGGGACUCUGUCACCAUGAAACACAAGGGUUUUGCCUUUGUGGAGUACGAGAUGCCUGAAGCAGCUCAGCUGGCCCUGGAACAGAUGAACUCCGUCAUCCUUGGAGGCAGGAACAUCAAGGUUGGGAGGCCCAGUAACAUUGGCCAAGCUCAGCCGAUCAUUGAUCAGCUGGCAGAGGAAGCACGUGCCUUUAACAGGAUCUACGUGGCAUCCGUGCACCCUGACCUCUCUGAUGAUGACAUCAAGAGUGUCUUUGAGGCCUUUGGAAAGAUCAAGUCCUGCAUGUUGGCCCGAGAGCCAACAACCGGGCGGCACAAAAGCUACGGUUUCAUCGAGUACGAGAAGGCUCAGUCUGCGCAGGACGCCGUGGCCUCCAUGAACCUGUUUGACUUGGGGGGUCAGUACCUGCGGGUGGGGAAGGCCGUGACUCCUCCAGUACCCCUCCUUACGCCGACGACUCCUGGAGGUCUCCCAGCUGCCGCUGCUGUUGCAGCCGCCGCCGCCACCGCCAAGAUCACUGCUCAGGACGCGGUGGGAACAUCGGUGCUCGGAGCUCUUGCUGGACCAGCGCUCCUCUCUCAGCAGCUGGGAGGACUUCCUCAGGCUGUCAUGGCUGCUCAAGCUCCAGGUGUGAUUACAGGUGUCACUCCGGUGCGACCCGGCCUGCCUCAGGUGGGUUUGGUGAACCCGGUGCUGGCAACACCCCCGGCACAGGCGGCCUCUUGCGCCUCUGAGGUGAAGAGGACAGAGGUGGAGGAGCGUCAGCAGGACGCACAGCAGGACGGCGCCAUGGAGCCGCUCAGCGAGCAGGAGCACAUGAGCAUCAGCGGCAGCAGUGCCAGGCACAUGGUGAUGAGGAAACUGCUCCGCAAACAGGAGUCGACCGUCAUGGUCCUGAGGAACAUGGUCGGUCCAGACGACAUCGACGACGACCUGGAGGGCGAGGUCACAGAGGAAUGUGGGAAAUUCGGCCGGGUGAAGCGUGUCAUCAUCUACCAGGAGCGUCAGGGAGAGGAGGACGACGCAGACGUCAUUGUCAAGAUCUUUGUGGAGUUUUCAGAGGUGGCCGAGAUGAACCGAGCCAUCCACGCGCUCAACCACCGCUGGUUUGGAGGACGCAAGGUGGUCGCAGAGGUGUAUGACCAGGAACGCUUCGACAACAGCGACCUGUCAGCGUAGAACACACACCCACACACUCGCUCAUUAACACAUCCACACUCGCAGAGCGUAGUGUAGUGGCCUCUUUCUAACCUGUCAGAGUUUUUUAUCUUUAUCCCCAGAGAAACCUUUCUUCUUCUUCUUCUUCUUCUUCUUCUUCUUCUUCUUCUUCUUCACUUUGUUUCUGUCCAGGAUUUGAGGGACCAAAAUGCUGCUCAUCAUGUUUUCACUACAAAUCACAAAUAUUCUCUAUUCCUGCUGAACAAAUUUUGUAUGAUAUUUGGAAGCAAACCAGCUGUCUAUCCAACACUGACAGCAGGACAACAUUAGCAGCUAAUGAACUGAAGGCCAAAGGUGUGGGACUGACGCAGGAACAGAUCGUCGAGUCUUUCACUGCUGGUGUGACAUCACUCUCACAACUGAAGAUGAUAAUUUAUUUAUUUUAGUGUCCCAUUGAGACUUUAGUGAGUGAAGUCCAAAGAGCUUGGGCUCACAUCACUUUAGUCUGAGUGUAGUUUUAAAUCUUUUGUGCCCACAUGUUGUGAAUGAGUGUGUGUUAACACACAGUGAGGGCGUCGUCAGAGGCUGCUGGUGCUUUCAGGGACACUCGGACAUCUGAAUUUGAACCUUGGAAAAUGCUUAGCAGGAGUAGACGGAUUUGAGCUAAAACAUGAACCCAGCUGUGGUCCAGAUGUUACUUUACCUGUUUAGUUCCGGACAGCAGAAACAACGCACCGCACCAUCAUCCAAACUACAACUGACGUUGGUCUGUCCUCGUGGUUUUAUUAUAGCGACAUUCUCUGAACGCUGCGGGAAUGUUUGAGCCUCGAGCGAUCACACGUGGAUUCUCUGACAAACAAAACGUGGAAGGAACUUCACAGGUUGGCGGUGUGUUCAGGUGUCACACUCAGAAAUAUGACAAUAAAACCUUUCUUUUUUUGAUUUUUACAA
This is a messenger RNA of Scatophagus argus, 3126 nucleotides long. RefSeq names its product poly-U binding splicing factor a (gene puf60a). NCBI's taxonomy places the organism in Eukaryota, Metazoa, Chordata, Actinopteri, Scatophagidae. Gene Ontology annotation, biological process: alternative mRNA splicing, via spliceosome; regulation of alternative mRNA splicing, via spliceosome; mRNA splice site recognition. The transcript has 11 exons. Gene Ontology annotation, cellular component: catalytic step 2 spliceosome; precatalytic spliceosome. The record is from RefSeq and is a predicted model, not a curated record. The coding region runs from base 664 to 2196 and encodes 510 amino acids. Gene Ontology annotation, molecular function: RNA binding.